UCAGUCUGGUCGCGGAUUUCCACUCGAACGGAACACACUUUCGGGAACGGAACGGAGAGCAACCCUUUUUUUGUGGCGCGAUGGCAAUUUGUUACUUUAAUAGCGGAAGUGGGCCAGUUCAAGUGCGACAACGGCCGAGGGGGUCUUCCUGUCGCUUCCUCUGUCGCCGUCAGUAGGUUUAGUGAAAGUGAAAGGUGUGUGCCAUAGUCGUCAUCGUCGGUUCGUUGAUAGGUCCUAGGGGCCCUGAAGAACAGCCGGAUAGACGGAAGUGGCGACGAAUGUGUUUUAGGCGGCGAUGGAUAACGGCUGAAUCGGUGGUGGGUGUAAUUCAGUUUGGAAAGAUAAUUUAUAUUGAAUGGUAUUAGCUGGAAUUACGACGAGUGCCGGUGUUGCUUCUGACAAGUGGUUCAUCGUUUUUGUUUCUUGUGGUAUGUACAAGUGAAGUUUAUGAGGGCGGCUGUUUUGGAAUUGGUGGAAAAGGUGAGCUCGUUUGAUACGACGAUAUCGAUUUGUGGUUUUGAAAAGGGAAAUGAUAAUUUUUGAAUAAACGACAGAAAAAGCAAGGAGGCUAAAUGUGAUUACUUAUACAUCUAGUAGGCCGUACACAUUCAAGUGAAGAACGCUUGGAAGCAUCGAUUUUGAUUUGGCAGUGAAGGUGCGAUUUAAGUGAGAUGGCGUUGUUUGGAGGAAUUGGAAUCGAAGGAAUGUGCUCACCGCCGACUGUGAAUAAGUGCUGAAAUGCGUACGAGAAGUUUCCAAAGUGAAUUGCAAAUCAAAGCAUGCUUUGAUGAGUGUGCGAAUCGUGAAAGUGUAAAUAAAGUGUAAAUCACAGCAACCGUUAUUAGCUUAUACACGCACACAUCCACAAGCCACCAUGAAGUCCAAGGAGACCGCGCCGGAUGCGAUUCCGAUGAUCGCCCAAAUGAUUCUAGGCAGUUUUGAGGCACACAACGGUUCGGCCAAUGUGGACUACAGUAGUCCAGUGUUAAAACCGGUAGUGGCACGAAUCUAUCCCGUUUUCAUACUGCUGUACUUCAUUCCGGCCGCUUUGGGCAUAGCCAGUAAUGUGCUGGUGGUGAUGUACAUCAGCCGGUACAAACUGUACCGGGAGGCAACGCAGGCCUUUAUGGUCAAUCUGGCCGUGUGUCAUAUUGUGCAGUGCGCGUUCGUGCUUCCGAUCACGCUGAUGGUGAUGCUGAUCCAGAACUGGAUCUUCGGGCAGUUCCUGUGCUUCUUUCUGCCGCUGCUGCAGGACAUACCGCUGCACGUCGCCAUGAUUUCCCAUCUGUUGAUUGCGUGGGACCGGAAGCGCUGGCUGACGGAUCCACUCAAGGCCCGGCUGCCGGCGUUCGUGUGCAGCUGUGCCUCCUGGCUGGCCGGAAUGGUGAUUGCGCUUCCGUAUCCGAUCUACACCACCUAUCUGGAUCUGGGGAAAUACAUGCCCGAGUUCGAAGGCGUGGGGCUUUGUGCCCUAAAUCUGAUCGACGAUAUGCAGGAGUACAUGCGGGGAUUAUUCCUCAUUAUGUACUGUGGCCCCAUGACGCUGCUCGGGUAUCUCUACAUAAGGACGUCUCGGGAACUGCGGCCACCCGAUGGGCCCCUCUCGAUUAUGAUGUUCGAAGCGAGGGCCGAGGCCAGGAGCAAGCAACUACGGGCCAGUCGACACGGAACGAGAAGUGGUUCAACUGGCGGCAGCGCUGGAGCAUCCGGAGCGGAUUUGAGUGCCGGGUCACGGACUUACGAUUUGUACGAUGCCGAGGUGGACGUGAGCCGGGAAAAGCGAACGCAGCGACACCUGGGAGCGAUGGCCUCGACGCAGAUUUUGUGCGUCUGUCCGCUGAUGAUUUUGAGGUUGGCCCGCAUGGCACUGGAGGAAACGUACGAAAAUGAGGCCCAUUUUGACAUAACCUAUCUGAUGUUCGUGUGGAUGGCAUUCCUGCCGACGGUCAUUGUGCCCUGGAUCUACGCCAACUGGGUGCUGUCGAGGCCUGCUAAGGAGCGCCUUCGGGGCUGCCUCCGGUUAUCCUCCCGCCGCAACACCGGAACCAAGUCCGAACAAUCCCUGGACGACAACAGUUCCCCACCCGGCGUGAAAACCCCCCUCUCCACGCAGAUGUCCACGGUAAGCCAUCCAACGGAGUCGGCUCCACCCACCCUGGAAGCCCCCCCAUCUGUCCACGCUCCCUCGCAUCCACGCAACAAGUCCCUACCCUCGAUUGACCGUUGCAAGUCACCCGCCGGGGUAAGCACCAAGACCCAGCAAUCCACACUGGAGAGCACCAUCGCUGAGAGUGCCCUCUCCGCUACCGGAGUUGCCAAAAGCACAUCUACCACACGACCCCGCAGGCAACUUCCGCCGCCGCUGCGGAUCGAGCACAGCAACUUCGACAAAACUCCUUCCGCGCUGCCCCGCAACUCAUCGGGAUCUACAGUUCAACGCUCCUCGCUGAAGUCCACCAGCUCCGGAAGUGGCGGUCGAACUUCAGAGCGAACCCUUCCUCCGAAUCCCAAACCCAAAACCGUCGAAAAACCCCCGGAGGAAGAAGACGACUACUGUUCAUCGAUAGCGGGCCACUUCUCCAACAUAACCUCCAGCACGGACUGCAACAUCAACGAGCGGGAAGUCGUCGCCCUGGAGCUGUACGAACCGCUUCACGCCGUCCCACGACAAAACGUCCUCUACAAAUCGGCGUCUCCGUACUACCAAGGCGGCAACGAAUCCAACGACUCCGAUUCGGAUAUCUACCAAAGGCGAUCUGGUCGCUACGGCUCUCUGUCCAAGCCGGACUCCGGCAUCCUCAAGGGAACUCCAUCGAUCAUCUCCGUCACCGAGAGCGAGUACUCCUCCCGGAAAGGUUCCCUCAGUACUCUCUCGCGGGACAUGGAGAUAAUCGACCGACUCGAACGCGAACGCAGCAUGGACAUCCAGGAGAUGAUCCAGCGGGAGAACUACGAGUACUACCUAUCGCGGCAGAACUCCAAGUUCAAGUUCUCCACCAACUUCGACGAUUACUUCGAAGAGGAGCCGCCGACGGUCCCUGCGCCUACCGGAGUUGGACCAAUCUCGCAGAAACCGCGUCCCGUUUCGCCGCACAUGGUCCGUAACGCGGCGAAUCGUCGGAGCAACUCUAGUUACGCCUCGGCCAAGCGGGACAGCGGCUACGAGACUUCGUUGCCACCGUCGCAACCGGUUGUCGGGAAGAACGGUGCGCCGCCCCUUCUCUACAGUGGACCACGGAGGUCGCUGGAGCUGGAGAGGCACCAACACCAUCAGCAGCAGCAGCGGUUCAAUAGGACGCACAGUGCGCACUCGGCGCGAGGAUCGACCAAGUCUAGGGAUCGGGUUAGCUUUCGGGAUAAUUUGUAAGAGGACCAACCAACAGAACGAGAUUGCGGUGCCAAAGAUUACGGGCGAGUUAGUUUACGGCUCAAAGGGACUAAUCAAUGCGACUACCGGAAUCGUAUUAGUGUAGAGGUUUGUUCAACAAAGGCAAGGGGUUUUAUAUUGGGAAAUCUAGGAGGAUUUAACGUUUUUGAAUCAAUAGCGAAUGUUCUGGUAAGGUAAUGUCAUAUCUUAAAAAGAAUGCCUGUGUCGAA
This is a messenger RNA of Aedes aegypti (yellow fever mosquito), 3597 nucleotides long. Its product is annotated as G-protein coupled receptor moody. The coding region runs from base 875 to 3367 and encodes 830 amino acids. The record is from RefSeq and is a predicted model, not a curated record. Gene Ontology annotation, cellular component: membrane. Gene Ontology annotation, biological process: neuropeptide signaling pathway. The transcript is spliced from 8 exons. Gene Ontology annotation, molecular function: neuropeptide receptor activity. NCBI's taxonomy places the organism in Eukaryota, Metazoa, Arthropoda, Insecta, Diptera, Culicidae.